AUGACCCCGAUCGUCAGCCAUGCAGCCACCAGGGGCACAUGCACCACUGCUGCAGCAGACUCGUUCUGCAGCGCUGAUGCACGUGCGUUCGAGCAGAGAGCUGAGCUCUCUGUCUCGUCUGAUGCCGGGACAUCGCAGCCGUCUCAGGCUGCUGGUCCAGGAGAUGCUGACCAGUCACUCCCUUUCACGCUUCGUUUCAAACCGGACGGUGAGCCGGAGAUCCACUACCUUCCUGUCUACACGAUGACCGUCAAAGCAAUGAGGCAGCAAUGCCUCCAGCUCAACCUACCUUUGUCAGGCACCAAGGCCAUUCUUUGCGAGCGCCUCGAAGGCUUCAGUCGCGACCGAAACUUGUGGGAUAGGCCUGGGGCCCGCAAAGCUCACAAAGGCCCACGGACAGGUCCAGCAAGCAAGGCCAAGGCACGCCGCACGAAGCAGUCAACACAGCGUCGUGCUGAGUUGCUUGGUGACUGCGAAAUGGCCUCUGACCCCACUGCCACCACCCGCUCCAAAGACACUCGCACGAUGGCUGAAGUCGCAGCACUGUUGCCUUGGGCUGAUGCUAUCAAUCGUGCAUUCCCAUAUGCGCUGACAGAUGGUCAGCUUGCACCAGCUGCGAGCACCCUGCCCUGCCCCACUCCUGCGAGCGCUGGUGCUGAUGCGAGCUUGCAAGAUGCAAUUGUCCAGAGUGUGGGCACAAGGCUCAUCAACAUUGUCCAAGGUGCCCUCCUCCAGCUGAGUACAGUUCAGGUUGGGCUACCCGAGGCCGAGCCCCAGGAUGCGGGCACCUCUGCUGGGUGUACACCAGAAGAACCUGCACCAGCCACGGAGACGAGCACCAAGAGGAUGCGAGUUCUCAAGCUUGGGAAUGGCACAUUGCUGCAAGUGGCUGACGACGAAAUCCCAGACCCACCUGCCAUCAGUUUUGUCAACGACAUCCCUCGGCUCAAUGGAAUGUGGGAUGAUUGCACGGAGCAUUGGCAGGGCACGUCCAUCAUCAACAUACAAGGCCACCCGAUUGCAAUCGAGUACUGGCCUUUGCUCUAUCGCUAUGGCCAUGAUCAGCAAUGGAAAGGUACGAAAAACAAGUGGACUGACUGGUGUGACAUCGUUGAGCGGUACCGACGAGGCACCCCAGAACAGUUCUGGGCCAGGUUCAGGGCUGCCAAUGGCUUCGCGAAGAGCGCAAGGAAGCAAACUUUGCACUUGUGGAGCAGUGCUCGCGAGGAAUAUCGCUCAGACUUUUUCUUUACUUACCGAAAAGGAGUCCAACCUACUAUACUAGCUGCCAUGUCGACACCGUUCAACGAAUACACCAGAGACACAGGCAGCAGCAGUCCUGAGAACUUGAAUGUUGAGAUUCAUGCCGUUGAUAUCCUCCAUUUUGCCCGUCUUGGUUUUGCAGCAUCCAUCAAACUACUCUCAGAGCAACAUGGGUUUACCGAAGGUGUCAUUCAGAAGGUGUACAGACAACUAGAAAACUAUGCGGAGGCCAUGGACAUCAUUGAGAUGAUGCGAGACGAUGCAGAGGAGCGGGCAGUAACUGAGAUUUUGAAAAGACACGAGGGUGACAGUGAUGAAGACUUAGAGGAGGAUGAGGGUGUCAAUGGCCCUAAGGAGAGUAAGGAUGCAAAACGAGAUCAGGAUCAGGACGAAGUCAAAGAAGAGGAGGAGUAA
Molecule: messenger RNA, 1677 nt
Organism: Suillus discolor
Lineage: Eukaryota; Fungi; Basidiomycota; Agaricomycetes; Boletales; Suillaceae
Exons: 7
Coding region: 1-1677 (558 amino acids)
Source: RefSeq, a predicted model, not a curated record